This is a messenger RNA of Entamoeba invadens IP1, 2520 nucleotides long. RefSeq names its product leucine-rich repeat-containing protein 33 precursor, putative. The transcript has a single exon. The record is from RefSeq and is a predicted model, not a curated record. The coding region runs from base 1 to 2520 and encodes 839 amino acids. Gene Ontology annotation, molecular function: protein binding. Lineage: Eukaryota; Evosea; Mastigamoebida; Endamoebidae.
AUGUCGGUUUUUAACGCAAACAACAAACACCUCACGGUCUUCCCAGCGGAAAUCUUGGGACAACAAUACUGUCGACUCAAAGAUGUUUCACUUGAUGAUAAUAACAUUACAAUAAUUCCAUACGAAAUAUGUGUCUUGACCGAAUUGACGCAUCUCUCAAUGAAGAACAAUAAACUCGAGAAACUCCCAAACGAACUUUGUACACUCAAUUUAUACCUUUUGAAUGUAAUGGAGAAUUGUUUGACAUCGCUACCAAAGACAAUUGAGAAUUUCACUUUACUCACUGAGCUCAACAUUUCUUCAAAUGAAAUCACCGCAUUACCAGAGACAAUUGUUUCAUUAUCAAAUUUGGUGAGACUCAAUGCCAAUUCAAAUAAACUCAGAAAUAUCCCAGAAAGAUUCCACGAACUCACAAAUUUGACAUACGUCAACCUCUCGCAAAACAAUUUCAACGUUAUACCAACGUCCCUCUUUGAGAAUGAUUCAUUGUUGGAAAUCAACUUGGCGUUUAAUGAUAUUGUCGAUAUUCCGAUGAAUAUCACCAAUUUGACAAAACUGACAAAACUCGAUUUGAACAACAACGAGUUGCACACACUUCCCCCACACUUAUUCACGUUACCCGAACUCGAAAUUUUGCAUUUGGAAGGAAACCCAAUCGAUGAUAUGACUUUUGGACUCGACGUUGUUGACCAAUUUAAGAUAAAUGAAAUAACAUUGAGUUUCCAGAAAACGUUUAGCUUGGCACAACCACUUGAGCCAGUUACUCCACUCAAAGUAAUCAAAGCAAGAAACUCUUUUAUCAAGGAACUACCACCAUCACUCAAAGAGUUUAAAGGACUCGAAGUCGUCGAUUUGGCGUAUAAUGAAAUUACUGAGAUUGUGAAUUUCCCUAAAAGGAUUGUCACCGCAAAUUUCAACUUUAAUAACAUUUCUGUGUGUGACGUUGGAGAAGGGUGUGGGCUUAGACAAUUCUACGCAAAGCACAAUAAACUUACUGAAUUCCCCAAUUCAAUUGCUGGGUGCUCACAACUCGAGGAGUGCGAUCUCUCGUGUAACCUGAUCACCACCUUCCCAGCGAAACUUUGCUCACUCCAAUUACGGUUUUUAGACGUUUCGUUCAACAAACUCUCUUCUCUCGAUAUCGCCAUUUGCAAGUUGAACAAAUUGAAAGUAUUGAAUGUCUCAUUUAACAACUUAAGUUCGGUGCCUUCGUUUAUCAGUUCGCUUAUAUCACUUGAACAACUCUAUUUGACCGGGAACAAAUUGAAAGAACUUCCAAACGAGUUGUCUAGUCUGAGUAACUUAAGUGUGCUCCAUUUGGGCGACAACCAGUUUGCGACCGUCCCAGAAAUUGUGUUGAACUUUCCAAAAAUAAGUCGGCUGUACAUCUCAGGCAACCCAAUAUACUCCUUGAACUCGGUCAUUGGGAUGAACCAAAUCAACACGCUCGACUUCACAAAUUGCUUUGUGAGCAGUUGUGAAGGGAUCUGUGGCAUGAAAUUUUUGAAGCAACUGUUACUGACAAACAACUACAUUUCUAAGCUUCCAACGUUCAAAGACUGUGUUAGUCUUGUCUACGUUGAUUUGGGGUUCAAUUCAUUAAUUGAAAUUCCAUAUUUCACGGAGUGUCACGAAUUGCAGUACAUUGAUGUUUCAUUCAACGAUCUCUAUGAAGACAGAAGUGUUGAAAAUGCGAUUAGAAGGGAAGACGGGUGUCUGAGAAUUCACCAAUUUCCAUUUUUAAAUCGCUUUGCCGACUCGUUAAAAUUCCGUCCUGUCCCGACACGCCUCUCCACGGCGCAGACGUGUUGCGGUGAAGAAAUGCGAAAUUCGAUUCUGUGUAUUCCAAACUUUGCGGGACCAGACCACUUUCUCUUUGGAAUAUCUGAAGGACACAAUGGGAAUUUGACUGCUUUCAAAUUCAAUCAGAGAUUCCCUACCGUCUUCUACGACACUCUGAAAAAGGACGUAACGAUCGAGUAUGCUCUCAAAGAAGCGUUUGGGGUCGUACAAUAUCAGUUUCUGGAUUAUAACGUGCGCGAUGGGACAUGUGUGACUGUUGUGUUUGUAACACCAACUAAGAUCUACACCGCACAAUGCGGGAACAGUAUACCAGUCUAUUUCACUAACAACACGGUUACUGACCUUUGUGAUUAUCAAAAGGCGGCGGAAAAAAGCGAGGAGAAGCGAAUCAAGAGGGAGUGCGGUAUCGUCGAUGAAGACGGGACAGUCUAUGGGUUUGAGUUCUCACGCAGUAUUGGAGAUAUACCAGAAAAGGGAAAAGUCAGUUACGUUCCACAAAUCUCAAUCACAGAGAGAGUGAGUAAUGAGGAAUAUCUCGUUUUGGCGUCGGAGGCGAUGUGGAAAAACGUAUGUAAAACUGACAUCCAACAAUUAUUACAUGGAAAGAGAUACGUUUUCCGAACAGGGGAAAUCGCGUGUUUACUUAAGGACAUCGCUUCUGUUAGUAACUUGAAGGAACCAUGUGGAGAUGUUUCGAUUGUAUUGUGCCGUUUCUAA